CUUCCCUAUCCCUUCCCGGUAGAGAGAGAAAAAGCGACGAACGCAGAACCAGAGAUACAGAGAGAGAAGAAGAAGAAGAGAGAGAGUAGAGAGAGAAAGCAAAGGGUUCGUCAUCGCUACAGUCCCAGCACUCUUUGCAUUUCCAAUUCCUAAAGCUUCAAAGCACAUUAAUGGCUACAGAGCCAAGGUUCUAAAACCAGAGCCAGAAAAUCAAUCCCAAUGGAGUGUAUCGGAGCUCGAAACUUCGCUGCAAUGGCGGUCUCCACAUGCCCUACUUGGAGGUAUCGAAAGAAGAGACAGAGAAAUACGCUGACUCGUGUAAUUCACAGACACAGUUCUUAUACAUCGUCUCUUCGAGUGAGGUCUAGUAGUGCAGGAAGCGAGAGCUGUGUCGCCUUCAAAGAAGGAUUCGCCGACGAAGAAGACUACAUCAAGGCCGGUGGCUCUGAGCUUCUCUUCGUCCAAAUGCAACAGAACAAGCUUAUGGAGAAACAGUCUAAACUCGCCGACAAGUUACCCCGUAUAUCGGUUGGAAACACUAUACUAGAUUUGGUGGUGAUUGGUUGUGGCCCAGCUGGCCUUGCUCUGGCUGCAGAAUCAGCUAAGUUGGGUUUGAGUGUUGGACUGAUUGGACCGGAUCUUCCUUUUACAAAUAAUUAUGGUGUAUGGGAGGAUGAAUUUAGAGAUCUUGGACUUGAAGGGUGUAUUGAGCAUGUUUGGGGAGAUACUAUUGUAUAUCUUGAUGACAAUGAUCCCAUUCUGAUUGGCCGUGCUUAUGGGCGAGUUAGUCGAUACUUGCUCCAUGAGGAGCUAGUAAAAAGGUGUGUCGAGUCAGGUGUUUCAUAUCUUAGCUCAAAAGUGGAAAGGAUUAUUGAAAGUACAAAUGGUCAGAGUCUCAUAGAGUGCGAACAGAAUGUCGUUGUUCCAUGCAGGCUUGCUACAGUUGCAUCUGGAGCAGCUUCGGGGAAACUUUUGCAAUAUGAGGUUGGGGGUCCGAGGGUUUCUGUCCAAACAGCUUAUGGCAUGGAGGUUGAGGUAGAAAACAAUCCAUAUGACCCCAACUUGAUGGUUUUCAUGGACUACAGAGACUAUGUCAAACCAAAAGUUCAGUGUUUAGAAGCACAAUAUCCAACAUUUCUUUAUGCCAUGCCUAUGUCCCCAACAAGAGUCUUCUUUGAGGAAACAUGUUUGGCUUCAAAGGAUGCCAUGCCUUUUGAUAUAUUAAAGAAAAAACUCAUAUCCAGAUUAGAGACAAUGGGUGUCCGUGUUAUAAAAACUUAUGAAGAGGAAUGGUCAUAUAUUCCAGUUGGUGGAUCAUUACCGAAUACAGAGCAAAAGAAUCUUGCAUUUGGUGCCGCAGCUAGCAUGGUUCAUCCUGCAACAGGCUAUUCAGUUGUGCGAUCACUGUCAGAGGCUCCAAAAUAUGCUUCUGUAAUAGCAAAUAUUUUGAAGCAAGGACAUUCAAGGGACAAGCUUUCUCGAUCUUGGAGUACUGAAAAUAUCUCGAUGCUAGGUAUCAAAAGAAAAAGAAAAGGGAUAAGUGCAAUCAAUUCCCAUGUGGACAUUUACGCAUGGGAUGUGUAUACGCUUGGAACACUCUUUGGCCGCAAGAAAGGAAACGCCAGAGAGCAUUCUUUCUCUUUGGACUGGCGCUUAUUCUGCAACUGGAUAUUGAUGGCAUUAGGACAUUCUUCCACACCUUCUUUCGUUUACCCACUUGGAUGUGGCAGGGAUUUCUUGGCUCUACUCUUUCCUCCGCCGACCUUGCAUUAUUUGCCUUCUACAUGUUUGUUAUAGCUCCAAACAACAUGAGAAUGUGCCUCGUCAGGCAUCUACUUUCUGACCCAACUGGGGCUACUAUGAUAAGAACAUAUCUCACAAUAUAGUAUAUACAUGUGUGUAUAUAUAUAUUUAAUUUGCUUCCCGUUACGCUUCCCUUUUUCUUUUUUCUUUUUUUUAAUGUCAUUGCUGUAAUAUAUCUUUGAGGAUUAUGUAUAUAAAAGUGUGCAUUUACGCGCCUAGAUCUUGGAACAUUUUUUUGUUGUUGUUGUUGUUCUUUUACUUGUAAGCUAUUGAACUAAGAUAAAAAUGCGUUGUUAGUUAGGAGAUCUCCUCCUUUGUUGUCA
Messenger RNA from Camellia sinensis, 2126 nucleotides. The record is from RefSeq and is a predicted model, not a curated record. Lineage: Eukaryota; Viridiplantae; Streptophyta; Magnoliopsida; Ericales; Theaceae.